UCUUGCAAGAACUCGGUGUGUUGCCAAAACAAUUAAUACAUUCUUGCGAGUAUUAUAUAAGGGAAUUGUGACAAUAUUCUUUAGGACAAUACAGUUUUCUAUCAUUGUAUAAGCUUGUUGUUGAUCGUUCUUUCGUUUUCUUCUUUCUGAGAAAAAUCCAAUGGCGUUUAUUGAGGGAAACAACCUUGCAACCAUACCGAACAACCGCAAAAGAAAGUUUGAAAACAAGAAAGUGGAAGAUGAGGAGCACAAAUCUCAACUUUCCUUCACAAAACGUAAAUUAGGGCUUUUCAAUAAAGUCACUGAACUUUCCGUCCUAUGCCAUGCCAAAACUGCAUUGAUCAUCACUUCAAAAGAUAAAAAACUCUAUGCAUGUGGCUACCCUAACGUCGACACCGUCCUUCGACACUUUCUCGAAGGACAACAAAAUCCCAUCGACGGCGAGAAACAGAUGAUGCAAAAAGAGGAAGAGACUGUUGAAAACCUAAGGGUUGAAUAUGAGGUACUUCAAGAUCAACUUAAAGAAGAGAAGAAGAAUUUGCAAGUUGUGACUGAGGCACAAAAGAACAGUGCAUGUAUCCCUUCUUGGUGGGAUGAUUCUAUUGAUGAUAUGAGUUUGGAAUCUCUUCAGCUAUUUAAGACUUCUUUAGAAAAUCUGAAGCUCAAUUUAAUUCUUUCUUUGGACGAAAAAAGGAUCCGUUCAUCUUUUUCCACCACCACCACCAAUAAUCAAAUUAUUGGAUUAUAAAAAAAAAUCAAGAGUCAAAUUGCUCAAUCUUG
Molecule: messenger RNA, 780 nt
Organism: Cicer arietinum (chickpea)
Lineage: Eukaryota; Viridiplantae; Streptophyta; Magnoliopsida; Fabales; Fabaceae
Product: agamous-like MADS-box protein AGL62
Biological process (GO): regulation of transcription by RNA polymerase II
Molecular function (GO): DNA-binding transcription factor activity, RNA polymerase II-specific; protein dimerization activity; RNA polymerase II cis-regulatory region sequence-specific DNA binding
Source: RefSeq, a predicted model, not a curated record